Triticum turgidum subsp. durum (durum wheat) is the source of this 1491-nucleotide messenger RNA. The record is from the annotation of a GenBank genome assembly. NCBI's taxonomy places the organism in Eukaryota, Viridiplantae, Streptophyta, Magnoliopsida, Poales, Poaceae.
AUGGUGGAACCAAGCAGAUCGGCCGGUGCCAAGAGCUCCACCACUACCACGACCGCGAGGAAGAAGAAGCUGGCGGCGACAUCACCGGCCACCCCCAAGCCGGACAAGGAGAAGCUUCCAGAUGGCGGCAAGAAGCAGCAGAGCAGCCAUGGCAGCUCGGCAACUGCUGCUGCUGCCGACAGCCCGUCCUACAGGCUGGCUCUGAGGAGCCUCUUCUCCUGCCGGAACAGCCACGCGGCGCAGCACCAGCACAACCAGCGCGCCGCCCCGCCGCAGCCGGCGCCGGCGCCGGCUGACGACGCCUCCAGCAGGAGGUGCAAGAAGAAGUCCAAGAAGCAGACGCAGCUCGGCUGCUCCGCCUCCAUCUGCAAGCUCCGGGACGCCAGCCCCCGCCGGGUCACGCUGCACCGCCCGCCCGCCGAGGAGGACCCGCCCUCCGGCGCCGCAGCAGGAGCAGGCGAGCCGUGCAAGCGCCGGGCGUCGGUGAGCGGGGGCGGCGAGCGGCGCGUGAAGAAGCCCCUGCAGCAGCAGCAGCAGCAGCAGGGGCAGGGGAACGAGGCGGCAGGGGCGGGCGCCGUGGUGGUGGGCUCGUCGUCCAGGCACUGGGGUUCGUCCACGGCGUCCUCGUCCUCCUCGACGGCGGGCGGCGGCGGCGGGUCGUCGUUCAGGCUGCGCAGGCUGUCCGGGUGCUACGAGUGCCACAUGGUGGUUGACCCCGCCGGCGGCGGCUCCUCCAUGCGCGCCGCCAUCUUCCCCUGCCCCGACUGCGGCGACGUCUUCGUCCGCGCCGAGAGCCUCCACCUCCACCAGUCCACCCGCCACGCAGUGUCGGAGCUGGGGCCGGAGGACACGAGCCGGAACAUCAUCGAGAUCAUCUUCCAGUCGAGCUGGCUCAAGAAGCAGACCCCGGUGUGCGCCGUGGACCGCAUCCUCAAGGUGCACAACGCGCCGGCCACCCUCGCCCGCUUCGAGGCCUACCGCGACGCCGUCAAGGCCAGGGCGCGCGGGGGACGGCCGGGCGCGGGGCGAUGCACCGCCGACGGCAACGAGCUGCUCCGCUUCCACUGCGCCGCGCUCGCAUGCUCCCUGGGCGCCGGCGGCGCCACCCAUCUCUGCGACGCGGCCGGCUCGUCCUGUGCGGCGUGUGGGAUUGUUCGGGAUGGGUUCAAGUUCAGGGCGCCCGGGGUCCGGACCAUGGCCACCAGCGGCCGCGCGCACGAUGAUGCGGUGGGUGGGGAGGAGGGGGAGGGUGGUGGUGAGCGGCGCAGGGCCAUGCUCGUUUGCCGGGUCAUCGCCGGCCGGGUGAAGCGCCGCUGCGAGGGCACGGCGGACAAGGAGGAGGCGGAAGCGUCGCCGUCGGCAGAGGAGGAAGCGGAGGAGGAGUACGACUCGGUUGCGGGGACGGCGGGGGUGUACUCGAGCCUGGACGAGCUGGAGGUGUUCAACCCCACCGCCAUUCUACCCUGCUUCGUCGUCGUCUACAAGGCUUGA